CUUGGACCGUUGCAAAUUAAAAAUAGCAAUGAGGAUAGUCGCCGAAAACGAAGCAAUAAAAGGCAAGAAAAACCGCCUUACUCGUAUAUCGCACUCAUAGCAAUGGCAAUUCAUGCAAAGCCAGAUCGUAGGGCAACUCUAACAGAGAUAUAUGCUUAUCUUCAAAACAAUUUCGAUUUUUUUCGAGGUGAAUAUAAUGGAUGGAAAAAUUCUAUUCGUCAUAAUCUCUCAUUGAACGAAUGUUUCGUGAAACUACCGAAAAGUUCAGGAGGAAGAAGUGGUAAAGGUCAUCAGUGGACCGUAGAUCAAAAUUGUGAUUUUCUUUUCGAAGAGGGUUCAUAUCGGCGAAGACCACGCGGUUACAAAACACGAUCGAGAGGAAGCGAAUAUUCUAACGAUCAGGUUUCUAUUCUUAAAAUUUUAAAUAUUUUUAGUAUUUCUAAAUAUUUUAUAAUUUUAUAUUUUAUAAUUUUAAGUAUUUUUAUUCAGCCUCAAAGUUCAUUUUGGCCUCAUUACGAAUACUGCCCAAAUCAGUGGGCACCUACUCAAAAUUGCGAUUAUAUUUUACCGAGCUCAUAUCUUUAUGAAUCCAAUCCUACCUCACAAAUGACGUGUCAUUUCGAAGAACCUUAUAAUAUGGAUAUUAAUACAGUCGUUCCUUCAACAACAACAUUGGCAUCAAAUAAUCGGUUUGAUUUCAAUACUCCAUCUGUCUUUAAUGAAGAAUAUUCUCCUUACGUGGACCAACCUAUGGCUAUGCCAAAUUCUGAAGUCAUUUAUCAUUUACCGAUUUCUCAGUGA
Molecule: messenger RNA, 801 nt
Organism: Dracunculus medinensis (Guinea worm)
Lineage: Eukaryota; Metazoa; Nematoda; Chromadorea; Rhabditida; Dracunculidae
Source: the annotation of a GenBank genome assembly